AUAUUUUUCUUCAGUCGUGUCGGGUCAGCAGCGCGGUGUGGAUGUCUGUUUUCUACGUUCGGUCGUUUGUGAAAUCGAAAUUGACAUGAAUUUGCUGUACAGAAGCUGUGACGAAUCCUUUGUAUAGUUGUUGUUCAAUUAUUGGCGGUUUUGUGCUUUUCUUUGGCACUAGUAAAGAAAAACAGGCGAAAUUAUUUUCAUUGACCCAGGAAUUGUUGACGCGAAACAUUCAAGAUGAAGCAGCUGGAAGAAUCGCCAGCCUUGUGCCGCUCGGAGGGAAAUAUUUUCUGGUGGAUUAUGUCCACCAUUUGGCUUCCGUUCACAUUGCCCCAUCUGAUAUUUAAAGUCAUUGGCAUGAUUAGGGAGCGACGAUACCGCGAGUGUCUGCCGGGAAAGGUAGUUCUAAUUACUGGCGCCAGUUCCGGAUUGGGAGAAGCCUUGGCCCACACCUUCUUCCUGGCAGGGUGCAAAGUGGUUCUGGCUGCCAGACGGAAAGAUGAACUCGAGCGGGUUCGGAAAGAUUUGCUGGCACUUCACACGACCGUCGUGACGCAUUCCCCUGUGGUAGUUCCGUUGGAUCUAUCGGAUAUCAACUCGCUCCCGAAUAAGGUAAAAGAAGUGUUGGAAAUCCACGGACAAAUAGACAUUCUCAUCAAUAACGGCGGGAUAAGCGUCAGGUCGGACUGCCUAUCCACAGCACUGGACGUCGACAUCAAGGUGAUGUUGGUCAAUUAUUUCGGCACGGUGGCCUUGUCCAAAGCUUGUCUCCCAUCGAUGAUCAAACGCAAGGAAGGCAGAAUUGUGUGCGUUUCAAGUGUACAGGGCAAGUUCAGUAUUCCGCAUCGCUCUGCAUAUGGUGCCUCAAAGCACGCCCUGCAGGCGUUCUGCGAUAGUCUCCGGGCAGAAAUGGCUGAGAACAACGUGAGGGUGACAUUAGUUUCACCAGGCUAUAUUAACACUGCGCUAUCGUUCAAUGCACUCACUGGCACCGGGAAGCAGUAUGGAAAAAUUGACUCCACAACUGCAUCCGGUUCUUCACCGGAAAAAGUAGCCAAGCUCAUACUGAAAGCUGUUCUGCGCGAUGAAGAUGACAUCACGAUUGCUCCCAUCGCCCCAAGACUGGCGUACUGGAUUCGCCAUUUGUGUCCACCGUUAUAUUUCCGGAUAAUGGCAAGCAGGGCGAAGAAGGUCGAUUCAUCCGCCAGCAAAGAUGACUAAUCGUGCAAAGCAUGAUCCAAUACUAAGCCAGGAUUCCUUUGGAAAUAGCUUGGACGAAUACUUGGCGAACUUUUAGAGAAAUAUCUAGAAGAAAUCUCUCAGGACCUUUGACAGAAUCAAUGUGCAGUAAGUAAUCAAUCCUCCUAGUUAAUUAUGGUCGUUUUUAGUCAAUAUUUUUCUCAUACAUUAAGAAGGUGAAUGAGAUCUUCGACGAAAUUUAUGCUGCAUCAAAGGACCUGUUUUGAAGAAGCGCUAGAAAGAACUCCUGCAUGAAUUCAUUGUGCAAUUCUUAGUAAAACUCCUCAUGAAAUUUCUCUAAAGGAUUCCAAAAUAAAUUACCAUCAGAAAUCCAAAAA
Molecule: messenger RNA, 1574 nt
Organism: Aedes aegypti (yellow fever mosquito)
Lineage: Eukaryota; Metazoa; Arthropoda; Insecta; Diptera; Culicidae
Product: dehydrogenase/reductase SDR family protein 7-like
Exons: 5
Coding region: 235-1218 (327 amino acids)
Cellular component (GO): membrane
Molecular function (GO): oxidoreductase activity
Source: RefSeq, a predicted model, not a curated record